Molecule: messenger RNA, 6143 nt
Organism: Zootermopsis nevadensis
Lineage: Eukaryota; Metazoa; Arthropoda; Insecta; Blattodea; Termopsidae
Source: RefSeq, a predicted model, not a curated record
GAAUUUUGGAGCAGUGGCUCGCAAGCCGUGCAGCUCUGCAGUUCAAGUGCGUGCCGCAGCACGACAUAUUGUUAGCAGGUGAAAAAGCAAGUGACAGUUUGUGUGCGAUGAUAGCGCCGCAGUGACGAUGAGUUCGAGCCUCGGGGUGCGGCAAUGGUUCCCAGCGGGUGACCUCGCGCGCCACGCCCGCGACUUCGGCAUCGCGUUUGUGGGUGAAGACAAGGAAGAAGAUGGUGUGCUUAAGACAGAGUGCGUGUCUCCGCCACCCCUCAUCCCCCUGUCAACCGAUCAGCCAGAAGCCAGUGAUGAUAGCGAGGAGCCCGGAGCUUACGGUGGGGUGUUUAUGGUGAACAGUGAGAGUCCUGUGUUCGGUGGAAGUGCAGUGGUGAACAUGUGCAGUGAGGGGGGAUGUUGUGCGGGUGACGCGUCGCGGUGUUCCGUUGUGCUAGACCCGCUACCCUCGGACCUGCUUCGGUCCCUCACCGAGGACGGGCGCAUUAGUGCCGAAAAGGCGGCCCGCGAGCAGUGCAGCAGUGUCGAGUGUGUGGCGGCCACGCAGGAUCGGAUCGAUUGCGGCGUGGAGUCACGUGACUCUCGGCGAGGCGCACGGCACCGCAAGCGACGGCUCGAGAGCGGCGGCGGGGGGAAGGGAAAGCGACGGAAGAGGUCGACGUCAUGUUCUACGACGUCUUCGACUGGCUCUACGGCCUCCAGGUCCCACCAUCACCAUCAUAAACAUCACAAGCACCGACGCCGGCGGAGCAAAACAGCUGACGAGGGUUCGCCGCUCCCCACCCCCCGAGUCAACCCGAUCUUCGUGUGGGUCAAGCAGGAUGACACAAGGAUUGUUGAAGUGCUGUGCGAGGACUACGACAAGAGGAAUCGAAUCAGGCUCACGAAGACACCUCAUGGUUGGCGAGCGAUCCCGCGAACCGAGCGACUCGUUUCUGUGUCGCAGACUACACCGAGUAGUACUAGCAACUGCUCCGUGGAGGCGCCACUAGACGAGAGGCAGUGCGAUAACUUGCCAACAGAUGACAGCAUCGACCAUUAUGUCACAACGCUAGUCUCUUCAAAUGAUCAUCCUGCACCGGUGGCGGAAGAUGAAAACUCCAUAGACCAAAUUACCAAAGAAGAAAACGCAGUGGAAGAGGUUGAAGAUGUUGAGGGCGAAAUUGAAGCUGAGGAAAACGAAAUGGAAGAAGGAGAAAAAGAAAAAGAAGAAGAAGAAGAUGAAGUCGUAAAAGAAUGCCCGGAAAACGAAGUGAAUGGUGAAGAAACUUGUGAUAAUACCACACACGAACAGCCGGACUCUACUGAGACUGUAGUUGAGGAGAUGGUACCCACCGAUCUGAGCAUCCCAAAAACCACCAUGGACAAAGACGAUGUUCCCGUUAAAAGUACUGCUCCCGCACUAUCGGCCACAAAAGAUGCUCAGCCCACGCCAGUUGAGGCUACACCGACGCCAGCCCAUCAGCCAAAACCUCAACACCAGUCCAUGUUCCUGGAGUCACUGUUGUCUUCUCCCAGGAAGUGUCACCCGCCGCCAAAGCUGGCCAAUGACGAGCCUCAACCUCUGGAUCUCGGCGUGUCUCUUUCUCGCGGCUCAGGCAGUCCCACUGUCAGCUGUUCCGAGGAGAGGAAGUCAUCUGCGACAACCGACCCGGAAGUUAAACCCACAUCAGAAUGUAUCAAGGCUGAAGAUAUCACCCUGAAAAACCUCCUCAGCAAACAGUCGGCCAAGGUCGUUGAAAGAAGCCCAACACCAGAAGCCGUGGUCGAGACAACCAAAGCCCAGAAGUCUCGAUUGCUGGAACUGCUGACGUCAGAAACAUUCUGUCUGGAUCAGGAACUGGAUCCCGUCACUCAACUCAAGAAGGUCCUCUCUGACCCGGAACUGUCCGUCCCUGAUCCGAUGUUAGUCCCCCGGGACCGACUGCGCAGACUGGUGGCCAGUCCAGCAAGGGAGAUUCCUCGUCUGUUGUCCACGAGGCCAGAACUACGGUUACCAGAUGCACUGGCGUACCCUGCUCUCGUACGAGACCCUGACUUGCUUGUGGUGUCACUUGCCCAUCUCCAGAGGCUACUGCAGAACUGGACGGAAGAGGAUGCAUCUUCGUGCAUGAUCCUCCGCGACUAUCAGAUAUAUCAGCAGCAGCACGAGGCUGCCAUAUCGGAAUUCAAGCAACAGCAACAAAACGGAGAACUGGCUGCAGCUCUCAACCAAAUGCUCUGGCUCCCGUACCUGACCCAGCUGGAAGCAACGGCAAUGGCUUGUGGAAACAACCAAGAUUUCCUAACGAUGCUGAACGCAGUAUUUCCUCCCUCCAGCUACCCUCAGGUUCGGGCGGGAGCUGCUCAACAGCAGUAUCCAUUCCUGGCACCUUUCACAUUGCCGUCUACAGACUAUAAGACUCAGCUGGAGUUCCAGCAAGCACUGGCCACAUGGCAUGAAGCCAUGAUGCAUGCCGCAGUGUCAACAGCCUCAGUCAACAACAAUAACAACCUGCUGUCUGGAAAGAAUGCCUCAGGGACAAACACCUAUAACAAAAACCAUCACCAGCACGCUACCAACGGACGGUUUCCACACGUGGCUAAAAAAUUCAACUCGUCUUCAGCCCGAACUAGUCCAAUUUCUCCGAGCUUUCAGCCGCGUGUCCCGAAUAACACUCACGAGUACCUGGCAGCCAAUGGCUACACGAACAAUCACCACCGGCAGUACAAUCAGCACAGGCCCCGUCAUCACCAUCAGCAACACCAGCAGCCUGCUCGAAACAACUCAGGGCUACCGAAACUACCCAAAAGCGAAACUCAGACACCAACAGACGUUGACAAAAAACCUAAAGUAACCUGUAAAUCCCUUAUAAAUCUCCUGUCAAACUCGAAGAAACAACAACAGGAAGAGUCUGUAACAAUUAAGAGAUGCGUGUCUCCCGCAACACAGACCCAGCACAGUCAUCUGCUCGCAGCCCUGGGGAAUCCUCCCAGCAACUUGCCGCGACUAGUGCCAAUACCACAAGGCAUGUCACCCCCCACACCAAUAGACCUAUCGGGUCGUCGCCCAGGUGACCGGGAAGCUGUAGCAACAGGAAAACUGAAGGUUAAGAAGCACCUCGUGGACCCUGCCAUCACACCCCGUCUUCUGAAGCAGGAGGCAGAUGCCAUCAGCCCCACAGAAAAGACAUCACACCCUCACCUCUGGCAUCCCCUCUUCGGGAGCCUCAACAGAAUGCAUGUCAUGGAGGAAGAGGGUAGCAAAUCAUCUGCAACCCUGGACAACCUGCCGAAGACCAAUGGAUCCCCCACACCAUGCCAGAACCCAGUUUCAACACUGGAUGGUGAGAAAAAAGGUGAAUGUGGCGAAGAGAAUGUGGUUACAGUCACUAACAAGGAUGAGGACUGUAUGAAAACCCCCAAUUAUGAACUGCUAGAGACCACAAGAACUGUGGCAGCGGAAGAAGAGGCUAUCCACAAACUUAAAGAGAGUACAGAUGUGGAGGAUAAAUGUGUUUCUACUGAAGUCAAACAGACUCACACCGCUGAGCAGGAUGAGAAGGGAGAUGAGGCAUCGGGUGAUGAUGUUCCCGAAGGAGAAAAGGUUCCCCCAGAAAAUGUCAAUCCUAGCACCAAGAUAACUGCAGAGCAUAAUAACAAGCCACAGCAAGAUGACAUAUGCAGUCUCCCACCAUCCCCUGAAGAGGAAGAUGAAAACAGUGCUACCAGUAGCCCAGAGAGUCAAGGCGCGGUGUCAAAGAGGAGUCAGAAAAUGAGGAGAAAGCAGAUAAGUAGUGAUAGUGACAGUGACACUCCAACCAUAGUGAAGAAGCUCAGGCUGUCCAGCAGGGAAUAUGAAGAACGUGAACACGUGGUAAACGAGUAUGUGGACAGUGCUUCUAGGACAGGUCUUGAGGAAAUCCAGAAGUACACAGAGAAACUGCAGCAGGAGAUCCAUACACUGAGUGCACUCGCUCGUGCCAAGGAGCACGAGUGGAACAACAUAAUUCGUCUCAAGAAAGUGAAAGAGGAAAUGUACGUCCGUCUGCAGCGAAAGAGACAAGUUAUUCUCCUCACAAUGGGCAGUGUAAGCAAGCCCAGUGACAUACUAGAUUGGGACCUCUCAUCUGAUGCAAGGUAUGGCGAAUGUAGUGUUAGUAUUGAUGAGAUGCCUUCUAGUAGGGAUCCUGCCAGCUUGAAAGGCACUCCAACUAAAAUGAAUUCCAAAGAGCAAAAUACAGUGUCACAGUUCAGCUUGCAACCUCCAACAGGUGGUGUGUCUCUUUUAAAAAGCAACCAAAACCAGUUACCACUUAUGAUGGUGCCUAUUGUAUCUUCUGGUCCAGGAGGCCUCUCAGCAUCUCUGUCAACAUCUUCGGUUCCCUCCCAGUCCACUGGUCCAAGUACUUCUUCAAUUAAAGUUCCUGACUUGGGCAAUAGAGAUAAAUCUGGUGGACGGGUACACCGCCCAAUAUUACCAAAGCCUACUACUGCUGUUGUGGUAUCCUCAGGAAACAGUGGCACCAACAGCAGUAACAACAAUGGACAGAAUCCUGUUAUAGGUGAAGGUCGGCAGGGACCUAUCCUGGAUGUCAGGUCCAUCAUAGCCGAUUAUCGUUCUAGACAUCCAGAAACUGUUCCUCGCCGCGGCCGCAGGCUCAAGAGUUCUCUCUCCCCAACUCAAAACUCUCAGCAACUGGCAGACAAUCUAGUAUCUUCUACCAGGGUCACUGGUGGAGGAGGAAUUUUUAGCAUGGCUUCUCUUGCCCUCGGCUCUGGCUCCCAAAUGCGCACGGGCCUAGUGGGUUCUACAUCUGAAAUGGGAGACAUAAGUUUCCUCCUGAAUGCCGUGGGAGAAGUUGCUAGGCAGGAUACGUCUCGUCCGUCCAGUGCCGAUUCAUCUCGGAGUGGAGCCCCCUCUCAUACGACUCCCGAGCCAGGAGGCAACACAAACUCUGGAGGUUCGAGUGGGGGGAUCAGUUUUAAGGAUGUGUUGGUGCAGUUUGCAAAGUUAAGCCAAACGGAACAGCGGCAUGAGCCAAUGCCAGCCGCUACAACUGCUAGCAAACCCCCGCCAUACCCUGAGGUGACGCUCCAUCCUGUGUUGGCACCACACUCACCACCACAUCAGUCUCCUUCAUCAUCGCUGCUACAUGGAAUCCUCACAAAAUCUAACAAUGCAGCACAGCACAGGGGAGACACGAGCAUCAGUGCGCGGCCAACAACCUUCUCUCCAACAUUAGCAAGGUUGCUCACUGCCCCAGAAAGGUUGCCCACUGUUGCCAACACUAAUGCCACAAACUUUCAUGGCGGAGCAGCACAUGUCUCCAUAAGUGACCUGCUGUCAACAUCAAAGACAAGAAAUGAAAUCACCAUUACACCUGUGGCUGCCCAGCCAGUUAAAGCCAAAGAAGAAGUAGUGCUUGUGGAGGAAGAACAAGAGGAUAGUGCUGACCGUUUGGUGAUCGACGAGUCCGCCGGAGAUGGCGAUGGCGGGAGAAGUCGAGGAGAGAACGAGGAUGAUCAGGGCACAGAGAUGGCAGCUGAAGAUGUGCCAGAAUGUCAGGGCUGCCACCAGAGAGCUGCUCAGUUUGUGUGCGCCGGAUGCGGAAACCAGUGGUACUGCAGCCGUGACUGUCAGGUGUCGGCAUGGGAUGAGCACUCUGAGGUGUGUUCAGGUUGAUCUCAAGUGAGAGAAGAUUAACUUCAAACUUUGUGCCAAGUCAGAGGGACAUUUAUACCUUCCAACCCAAAGUUCAAAUCUCUACCACCUGUUCAGUAUAUAAAGCUGAUACAUAUCUUCCGAAUUACUUCGCGUGGUCAUUGUCUGUUUUGUCUAGCAUUUUUUUCCAUUAUUUCAUUAAAACAAAUCCUUGUAUAUUUUUAUUGCCAAAUGAUGCAUUUCUUUUAUGGCCGGGUCAGUAUAAAAAAAACUUUGUUACCAGAAUGAUUAUGGGUAUAAGUCGAUGUGAAAACGUUAUAAGAUUGCUUAAGUUAAUUAGAAACUGUGCUGUGAUAUUAAUGUUGUUGCUGAAUUCUGUGUUUGCUACAAGAGAAUGUCUUGUCAGAUGGCUCUGAAAGAGUUAUCUAUUUCUUUCUUGUACCACAAGUAUUGUAACAUUAAAAAUACGAGGAAAUGUAAUGUCAAA